AUGCUUCUCACAUCUGGGCAUGUCUGGGCAUUUUGUCUUCGUCCAACAAGGCGUGCCGGUUCCGAGCUUGCCGUGUGCACCUCCACGCCAUGCCAUGCCUCGGCGCAACUGCAGCGGCAGAGACGGCGACACCUGCACGAGGUGUUCUCGGAAUCCCACAAGGAAAGCCACGUCGGCAAGCUGGAUGAGCUGGGACGUGCCAGGUAUGCAAAUGCGAGCUUGGAGAAAGCCGGCGCACCAGGGGUGAUCCAAGGCUUGUCUUGGUGCAAGACGGUGCUGCUGGAGCAGGAGGAUUUGGACCAAGAUGAUGAGAUUCGCCUUCUGGACAUAGGCAGUUGCAACAAUGCGUUGGAUUCGGAGCUGACCACCAGUGAGCGUCAUCAGCUGUUCUGCCCAGGCACAAGCGCGCUGUCCGUGAAGGACGGCAGCUUGUGGCACUCCCCGCUGAAAGCUUUGACGCAUGCCUCCUGUCCAUGGUGCUGCAUCAUUGGUCACCGGACAUGCAGCAACAAGCUCUGGAUACAGUCCACCGACUGCUCAUCCAUCAGGGCUUGUUGUUGGUGGUGGAGAAUCGUGCUUGGGACUCCGGGGUGUGCUUGUCGCAUGAUGGCUUCGCUCUUGAACGACGGCAGCGGCUUGCCGGAUGCUCUUUGCGGGGCCUGGUGCUCCGUGCAUGUGAGCCGAAAGAACGCAGUUCUGCUUCCGGACACGCGAAAUUUGCUGCGCAGGAACAUGCGCGCAGAGUAUUUGAUCAUGGCCUGGUCACGCCAGUCGACGUAUGUCAAUACCGAAUACCAGGCUAUGCACGCCCUGAAGUGCGACAAGGACUUCGAGCCCUCACCUCGCCUUCCAACUCCUUUGCGUUCAUUGCUGAAGCCGACUUCCGCCAAGGACGUGCCAGAAGGCAUUGUGCCGUCAGCCAUCCACAAGGACGUUCUGAUGGACUGGACCCCCAAGUCUGGCACGGAGAUCACUUUGGCCCCAACAUCUCGUAGCAUGGAGGCAGUGAUUGUGGACUCGGAUGCCAGAGAUGCCAAAGUACGGCAAAGAAUGCCAGUCUUCGAGAAGGCCUUGCAGACUAUGCAAAGGUCUGGCUCCCCCGGCCUUCGUGGGGCUGAGCUGCGUGCGCAGCUGGAGGGCCAGCGCGGGCUUCCGUCAGAUCCAUUAUUGGACAACCAAAGCUCGGCCGGAAGGGCCAUCAGCUGGAAGCCAACCGCUACGCCACAGACCUGCUCUCCCUCGUGCGCAGCCUUCGGCGGACCGAUUAGCUCGAGGUACGUGAGCUGGCUGCCAGCCACCGCAGGAAGGGCCGUGCAGGAACCCACCUCCAUCUCAGUCAAGGUUGUCCGGCAUGCUAGCUGGGCCCCUGCAGCCAUGCCUGUCAGCGGCAUUCCACAAGUGGGCACCAUUCUUGAGGCCAAGGCGCAGGCGUGGGCCAAGGCCUUCGCCGCGGCCUCGCAGCACAGCUAUGCAGCCUUUCGGACCAUCAGCCAAUCUCGGACAACCUCUCGGCGCAUCGUAGGCUACUCUGUGACUAUCCGCCCACGCCCGGUGCGAACUUCUGAGAGGAAGCUGCAAGUCUAG
This is a messenger RNA of Symbiodinium natans, 1584 nucleotides long. NCBI's taxonomy places the organism in Eukaryota, Dinophyceae, Suessiales, Symbiodiniaceae. The record is from the annotation of a GenBank genome assembly.